AUGCCCCUCACAACGUACCACCUCUCCUCGUCUACCAAAGGCCUCUCUAGCAUCACGACGCUUAUCGUCGGCACUGAGGAAGCAGUCCUCAUCGAUCCUCCAUUUCUCAAGCCUGAUGGAGAAGCCGUAACAUCCUGGAUUAAGAAAACCAGCUCUAAACCGCUGAAGGCCGUCUUUGUCACGCAUCACCACCCUGACCACUUCUUCUCCGCAAACUCGAUCUUUGAGGCCUUCCCGGAAGCAAAGUUCUACGCUGCCCCGUAUGUCCUGGCCGGGAUAAACAGGGAGUACGAGGAUAAAGUGAAGUACUGGCCGUCAGUGUUUGGAGCGGAGAAUGUCCAUGUCGCACCGCGACGGCCUGAGGCGUUCGAUUUCAGCUUCUUCGUUCUGAACGGAGACCCCGCUAGUCCCGUUGUAUUGCUAGGCCCGCUGCAGGGCGACAGUGUUGACCAUACGCUGUUCUGGCUACCGAGCGAGAAGACGAUAAUCACCGGGGACGCCGUCUACGGACGGAGCACUCAUGUUUGGGUCGAAGAAGUCGAAACCCCAGCGCUGUUGGAGGCAUGGAACAAGACCCUCCGUCUAAUCGCCGCACUGCAACCGACCAAGCUGAUCCCCGGUCACAUGGAGACCGGGUGGGAGUUGGACGCGCAAGAAGACCUCGCGCAUACGCAGCGAUACCUGGAUUUAUUCUCUGAAAAGGUCACGCAUGCACCAAAGAAGGCUUCCGUGCAGGAACUGUUUGAUUUCUUCAAGGGGCAGUUCCCGCAGUGUACGGAGAACCUUGAGUUCUUUUUAGGUCAUCUCAGUAACCAGUACGGCGAAGGAGGCCAGGUCUGGGAGGAAAAUCGGCAUCAUAAUGUCGGUGUCAGGACGGUGGAAGGGUUGAAUGGAUACUGGUUCAAGUAGACGCUUGCCUGUCUGUACUCCAUGGCAUAGCUUGGGUCCCCUGGCGGCGAGGUACGGUGGACACGCCCAAGGGCCAUUCAGUGUCGAGGCUAGUUUAUUAAAUGAGACGUGCCUGUAUUG
Aspergillus nidulans FGSC A4 is the source of this 1029-nucleotide messenger RNA. RefSeq names its product MBL fold metallo-hydrolase. Lineage: Eukaryota; Fungi; Ascomycota; Eurotiomycetes; Eurotiales; Aspergillaceae. The record is from RefSeq and is a predicted model, not a curated record. The transcript is spliced from 2 exons. Bases 1 to 909 code for a protein of 302 amino acids. Gene Ontology annotation, biological process: secondary metabolite biosynthetic process.